CUUCAACUUACUUGACUACUAGUACUAGAGCCUUGAGUACCAGGUAUACAAGUAAUUAGUACUUUAGUAGUUACUUCUAAAAAAUUUAUCUUCUGUAAUAAAGUAUGUGAAUAUUUAUGUAGAAAUUUAACUGUAUUUUAAUUUAAUUUUUGUUUUACUUAGUUCAAAAAAACGAAUAUAAACUUGAUGACAACAUUAAAACAUCAAUGAAGAUUAAACUGCCUCAAUUACUUAGGUGUUGGAAUAAUAAUUUCAUGUUCUGAUUUUUAACUGUACUAAAGUAAGUUUAUACCUGUAUUAUUAAAAUUAGAUAUUUUUUUCUUUAUUCCUUCAAGUUAUACGUAUUUCAUUAAUUUAUUAUUAUUAUUUAAGAGACCUUAUGUCGAUUUUUCAAAUUUUCUCUAACUUAGUGAAAUUUGAAAAUUACUUUUACUAUUUGAAAACUUUAAAACUAAGUCUUCUUCACAUUUAUAGUGCUAAAUUCCCAUUUAGAAAGAAGAUAAAGUUCUAUUUUACGAAUGAAAAUGAUAGCAAGGAUAGGGUUUUAUUGUCAAAUUAAUAUUUAACUACCAUUACACUUUAUAGAAAUAUUAAGACAAUACAUAUUGUAUACUUACAAAAGGCAUUCUGUAAUGACUGGUAGAUUACAAUCAGUAGUAGAUCAAAAAAUAGGUAACUAUUAUAAAAAUGUAAUAUUACAGUGUUAUUGUCUUAUUAUGUUGCCAUGAAUUGUUGAAUGCUAUGGUAGUAGUACUUAUUAAUUUUGUACCUAUAUUAUAAAACUAAAUCUAUUCAUUGAAAGCAGUCAAAUUUUCUUUUAAUUAAAUAUGUUAACUAUGUAGGUAAUUUUUCAUAAGAAUCCAGUACAUAUACUAUUCAAUAUAAAAAAAAUAGAUUUGCAAAAUGACAAGGUAAAAAACAAGUGAAUUUUACUUAAAAAUUACAAAUAUUGAUGGCUAAUUGCAGGCAGCUAACCCCCGAUUAAAUAACAUUGGUUGUAUGGCUAUGUAUUCCAAAGACGCACACUGGUUUUUUAUUUUUAAUUAUGUACAGAAAUAUGGAAGUACACUUGUGAACGAUCUUUAAAAAAAAUCUAUGCAGAAUUACAGAAUAAACUCAAACAUGCCAAGAAUAUUUAAGUUGGUAAAGAGAUACCAAAUUUCUUUGUUAGCUGUAAUAUAGUAUACAGUAAUUAUGAUUUAUUAUAAUUAAUUUAAAACUAAUGUUUGUAAUUUUUAAGUUAAAUGCAUUUGACAUUUUUUACCUUUUUGUGUUUUACCCCUGUCGGUUUUCACCCUGCCAUUAAAAUUCAAAAUUAUUUUCCUAGAUUAUUCAUACUCAUCAGCGUGUUAAAUAUUGAUAUUUUUGACAAUUUAAAAAUACUUAAAUAUUUUACUAUUAGUAUUUAAAUUAUAAAUUAAAUAUUUACACAAUUUAUGCAUUAUACUUUCAUUUAGGUAUAAUCCUUUAUUACAUUUAUUUUAUUUUAUUUUUUUUUCAGCUCAACAAUCUUGCAUCAAAAUAAAAAAAAAAAACGUAACAAUAGAAUAUAAAUUUAACCAUAUUCAAAUCUUAUAAGGACUCGGUAACCAAUAUGUCGGAUAAAGAAAAUGAUAAUUUUAAUGAUUAUAGUUUUAAAUUAAUGAAUUCAUAUAAGCAAAAAUCAAAAAAAAAAAAAGAUCCUAAAAAAACUUUUAACUUUAAUGAUUUGAUAUUAGAUGAAAUUGAUUUGACAAAUGAACCAUACAUUAAUACAAAAAUGAAUGAAACAAUAAAAUAUAAAUUUAAUCAUGUUAAAAACUCAGAUCAAGAAAAUGAUAAUUUGUCUGAUUCUAGUUUAAAAUUUAUGAAUGUUCGUAAACGAAAAUCGAAAAGGAAAAAAACUUAUAACAAUAAUAUGAUAUUAGAUGAAAUUGAUUUAACAAAAGAGUCUAACAAUGAACUAAAUGGCUUAAAAUUGAAAAAUAAAAAAACUAACAAAGAUGGUUUAACAGAUUGUAACGUCAAGUCUUAUUUUAAUGAAAGUGUAAAAUCAACUACACAUUUACUUCCUAAUAUUAGUUAUAAAAGUAAAGACCAAAAUGAUAAUACAAAGUUUAAAAUUGUUAAAAAUCUAAAUUCAGAAGAUUAUUUGCAUAAUACUAACAAAGGUUUUUCUAAUCUGGAGUACAACGAUUUAAAUCCAGAAAAUUUAAAAGACAAAUCAUUUUUUCAAAAUAGCUUUAUUACGCCAAAAAAAAAUGAUAUCCAAACCAAUGAUCUGGUAGAAUCUGCUAAACUAUUAGAUCGUUUCUAUGGUAAUGAAUGGCGGGAUAUUGAUGGAGUUAUAAGUACAAAAAAAACAACAAAACACCAUCAACCUAUUGACAAUGUUGAUAUGUAAGUAUAGCACUAUUAAAUUAAUGUUUUAUUAAGUUAUUAUGUACAUAAGACAUAAAUCAGUAUUUUAAAUUUUGAUUAAAGCUUAUGGUUUUACACAUAUGUUUAUUUUAAUUUCUUUUCCUGUUAACAACUUUUCUACCAGAAGACUGACUUGUUUGGGUUUCUACGUGUAGCACUUUUUCUGAAAGGAAAUCGGUUGGGUAUGGGGUACUUAAAGGAGGUCAUUUUUUGAUUUUCUCAGGAGAUUUCUCAUCAAAUUUGAAAAACUCGAAUAAAACAAUGGCAAAUUAGGAAAAUAGAUACAACAUUAAACAAAUAUUAUCAAAGAAAAUAUGUAAUGCCUAUUUAAUUAUUUUAGUAUAAAAUGAUAUAUAUAUAUAUAUAUAUUGGUGAUAAAGCAUCACUAUCAACCGAACUCCACUCAGAAUUGUUUUUUUUUUGGGGGGGGGGGGAAGCAAUGGUUUAUUGUUGCUUACAGGCCUACAUUAAAUUAUAUACAUAUAACAAUAGCUUCCCUCGUCACCAUUACCCUAGAACUUCUUUUUAUUUAUUUUUUUACAUAAAAUAAAAUUGUCUGUAUAUUAUCAUAACUAAAACAAUUAAGUUCUUUGGUUUUUAAAAUAGAAUUUGCUUUUGAAUAAUUGUGUUUUCAAAUACAGUAUUUGAGUUUGAUAUCAGUUUAUUGAAUUAGUAAAAGCAUGUAAAUUGAUUUUAAAACCAAUUUUAUGUUACAAUUAAUACCUACUAUUGUAAGUUAUUUAUAAAAUGAUUAAUAAUCAAAGUUAAUUAUUAUUAUAGAUAUGGUAAUGAACAUAUUUUGAAUAACACUAAUAAUAGUGAAAUUGAAAAUUGUAAGUAUAUAUAUAUGUGUGUAUUAUUUAUUAUUUCAUAACAGCAUGAUUUAUAAAAAAAAAUUUAUUUUUUAGCUUUUUCUUGUGGUAUUUUCACAAAAACAAGAAAUUAUAUAAAAAAAAAGGGAGACAUUCAAAAUGAAGUCAAUGAUACUUCAAAAAUUUUAGAGUAAGUUACAAUCCUUACUUAUACUUUAAAUUUAAUUAAAAUUAGUUUUAAUUAUAUACAUAAAGACGAAAAUAGUUUUAAUUUAUCACUAGCAAGUAAUCAGCCUGUAAACCUAAGCUUUUUUUUAAAUUUAACUUUUAUAACUUGAAAGUUGUAGUUAUUAUAGUAAUUUUUAUGGUAACAAAUAAGGCAUAGUAUGCUAAACUAUCAACAAAAUGAAAUUAUAGGAUAUUAUAUAAAAGUUGAUUCUUCUAUAUAUGUUAGAAUGAAAAUGAAAGCAAUUAAUUUUAGUCCUGAAAACUUGAAGGUUUAAAAAUAUUACAGUUUCUAUAUGGUAAUUACUAACAAUCUUGUUCUCCUAUUUUGAGUUAUUGGAACUAGUAGUUUUAUUUAGCUAGUGUCAGUUUGGCAGUUGAGAAUACUAAAUAAUAUAAUAAAUUAUUAUUUGUUAUUUAGUUUCAACAAUUUUUUAAAUAAUAGUUACACAAAACUUAUCAAAACUAUUUUCGUUUGUUUAUGUAUAUUUUAAAUUUAACAAAUAUAUAUAUAUAUAUAUAUAUUAAAUGUUCAUUAGUAUUUUAUUAUUACAGGAAUUUCAGUUUGUCUGAAAAUAAUGAUAAUCAGUUAAAUUCUAUUGCAGUAUUAGAUCAUCAAAUAAACUUGAAGUAAGUAAAAUAUUAUGCAUGGUUAUCCAAAUUUUAUAUUACGGUUUCGAGAGUAGGAGUUUGGGUUAAAUCUGAUCCUACUUUCAUAAAAUUAUGACUGUAACAUAAUUUGAAAGAUCCUAUACAAUAGAAUGUACAAUUUUAUAGUAAAUACAUAUUUGUUGUGCCUUGUAAAUACAUAAUGUAUACAUUUAUGAUAAUUAUAAAAAAUUGUUAGUUAACAUAGUUAAAUAUAAACAGUUGAUUAUAUUAUCUUAAAUGAGUACAUGUUUAAUAGUUAUAUUACAAUAUCUAUUUUUAUUUAUACAGAACUUCAUUACAUAAUACAAAUCCACAUAAUAAUAUAAAAAAUAUUAGUAAAUCAUCUAGAAAAACAUCCAGAAAAUAUGGCAAUAUAAAAACUGAUAUUUGCUUAAAUCAUCAAUCAAAUAUGCCAAUUAAGUCUAAUUUAGAGGCAAAGCUAUCAUUUUUGAGUUCUCUAUCUAGUAAGUAUUUACUCUUUAUUUGAACACCUUGUUAAUCUAAACUAAAUUGUUACAUUUAAAUAUGUUAUACAGGAUGUAACAGGACUAUUUAAAUAAUUUAACUUUUUUCAUUGAAUAUUUAAAAAAAAAUAUAUAUAUUUUUCAAUUGAAUUUUAAUAUAUAAAAAUUCAGAAUAAAAAAAAGUAAAAUUGUAUUUAAAAUUUUUUAAAAAAAAAAGAAUAAUUUUACAAAUUUGAUUUUCAGAAAAUUUUUUACUGAGGUUAAAUCAAUUAUUUUUUUUUAAAGUUUUGUAAAAUAUGAAUUUUGCAUGUUUAAAUGUCCAAAUGAUUUUUAUUUUUCUUUAAAAUAUUGUGCAAUUUUAUAAUAUUCUUAUCAUAAUAAUUUAAAACUAUGAUUCUGAUAAACUGAUAAAUUCAUGAUAAAUGUUACUCAAAUUAGAAUAUUAAAUUCAGAAUUUAACAAACUUUAAAAAUAAAUGUCAUAACUUAAUAAUUGUUAAGUAAAGUCUAUUUUUUUUUAUUUUUGAUUAAAUAAUAAAAAAAAUUAUAACAGAACUCUAGAAAUAAUUAUAAAAAAAGAAAAAUUAAAAUAUUUAGUAGAAAAAGUUACAUUUGUUAAAUCCUGUUACAAUCUGUUUAGUAUGUUCAAUAUGUAAGAUAAUCAAAAACAAUGUUUAUUAACAUUUUUAAUUUAUUAUAGAAUUUUUGGAUGAGGGCAUUGCUAUACAAAAUAUAAUGAAAUUACAAUAAGUUUCUUACACAAUUAUAGUAAUUCUAAAUUAUUCCUAUUGAAAAAUGCUUAACUUAUGCUUAAUAAAAUAUAUUUUUAGUAAUUUUUAUAAUUUACUUUUUUAAAAUUUUUAAACACAAAUUUGGAGACUUUAUAUCCAUCAAUGUGGUCCAAAAAAACUUACUUACGAAAUAUGAGUAACCCCCCUCCAUUUUUUAAAUUUGUAUGAAAAAAUAAUUUUGUAAAAAUAAGUCAAUAAAUCAUCCCCUUCCCGUGAUAAAAUAGGGUUGAAUUCUGACACAAUGGUGUUGUGUUUUAGUUUUUUUUUUUAUCAAUUAUUACAAAUUAUUUUUGAUAUUUUUAUAUUUUAUUUAUUUAUUUAUUUCUAAAUAUGAUACAAUGAAAUAGGUCCUAUUUAAUUACAGUAUUUAAUCUUAAAAAAUAAAAUUUGUUUUCAUUUUACUUUUUUAUAUGAAAUAAUAAUGAGUUAGAUGGAAUUUGUAUUAGGAAAUUUUUUUUUGAUAGAAUUAUUUUCUAUAAUUUAAAAUUUUAAUUUUAGUCGCUAAAUGUUUUAGUUUUCCAAAUAAUUGAAUUAAAAAAAAAAAACAAACCCUUGUGCCAUAAUUAAACCUUAUUUCGGCACAAAUUGUCAAGCAUUUCUGUUAUGUCUAACAAUUUUACUAUAAAGUAUCUACCAAAUAAAAAUUAUAUACACAACUCGCAAAAUUAAAAUGUCUAUAAAUAGCUAAAAUAGUUUGCUAAAAUGGCUCAAAUGUUUUGAAAAUUUAAACCAUGUCCAGAAAAGGCAAAUAUAAGUUUUUCGGCCAAAUUUCAAGUCUAUGAAUAUUUUUAACUGAAUAUAAGAAAUAACCAAAUUAAAAAUAAUAAAAGAAUUAUUUAUGUUAAUUUUCUGUUUUUCUUACUUUUUAUCUUUGUUUUUAUCAGAUAUUAUGAAAACAGCUUAGAAAAAUAAAAAUGACUUCUCAAAAGUACCAUCUAGAUAAUAUUUCCUUUUAGAAAUGGCACCGCAUGUAUAUUGUGGAAAAUAAAAAUUAAAAAAUAAAUAUUACAGUGAAAACAAUACAUUUCUCGUGCCACUCAGAAUCUAAAAUAACUAUGAAAUGCAAUUGAACAAAAGAAAACAAAAUUUAUGAAAUGCAGUAAAACUAAUCCCCUCCAACCUCAACAUAAAUAUAGACAAUGCAAAAAUGAAAUCAUCAGUUACUAAGAUAGAAGGAAAUAUAAGAAUGAUAGAGAAAAGAAAAAAAGUAGAAAACAUUAUUAUAAUUUUAAAUGUCAACAUUUGACUAAUAUUACACUACUCCACAAUGCUUUACAUGUUUUCAAAUAAUAAACCUAUUGAUUAAAUUAUACUUAUUAAACGUCCAGGAAAAUAUUUGACCUUUAAAUAUAAUAAUAAUUAUAAUUUGUUAUACAAAUAUAUUGUACAACAAAAUGCAUCAAUGCACAAUUGUAAAUAAAUUCAUUGUUUGUUUAUAUUCAAUACUUAUGUAUAAAAACAUACUAUAUUAAUAUCUUAAUAAAAUAUUUCAGCUUUUACUGGAUCCAUGAACUGUAAUCCUGAAGCUGAAAAAUAUAAAUUUAAAUUCAAAAAAAAUAAAGAUGAUUUAGUGUCUGUGUUAUUUAAAUUAUUUAAUGAAGAGGUAUUUAACAAUAAGGUAAAUUACAUUUUUUGUUCUAUUUAAACUUACUCAUAGCAAUUUAUAGCAUUAGGAUGGAUAACAGUUUUUGUUAUUGAAACAUAUAAUUUGUAUAAUAAAACUUUGUUGUUAAAAAAUUACUAGAAAUCUAAUUUUAAUAGAUUUUGAGGGUAAAUUUCUAAGAGGGUGGGUCAAAAGUAAAACCGAUGAACUGUAUAUAAGCAAAAGCUGUGCUGAUUAAAUAAAAUUUAAAUAAAACCUACACAAAAUUUAUUCAACAUUUUGGCGUUGGGUUUCCUGAGAUUCCUAUAAUUCUUGUAUACUAAAACGUCACAUGUCGUCCAUAUAGAGUAUAUCUGUAUGGUACAUAUAGUUGUUUUCGGCUAAAAUAUAAUAAAACAUUUUAGCUAAUAUAUAUUUUUGUUAUAAUAGGAGUUAGCUAUUUUAUUUUUGGUUAUUUUACAUAUUUCUCUUAACAAAUUUCAACAGUCAAUUUUGACAAUAUUAGAGAUAGUUUAGAGGUAUAACUGAGGCUAAGUUUUAUUAGUUGUACCAUAGAUAUAUAAUACAUUAGAUAUUAUAAAUCUAUGUGUUUUACCCACUAUUUACCUAUAAUUAAUAUUUAAAUUUCUUUAAAAAUAUUUUAAGUUAUCCUUCAUUAAAUUAUGGUUACAUUUUUAAUCUAUAAUUGUAUUUGUUUUAACUAGUGCUAUGUCAGUCUGAACUAGACCACGGUGUGGUCUUUAUUCGGUUUGAUUUAUCAUUCUGAAAAAUUCAGUCCAGUCUAGUCCAUUGACAUAUCUUAAUCCAAAUAUGUGAAACAGAAACUGACAUUGAAUUUAUAAAUACAUACAGAGAUCUGUAUAAAAUGCAAUUUCCUAACAAAUAAUUGUUUUAUAUUAAAAUGUACAUAACAUUCUAUUUAAUAGCUCCCAGCUGAUAUGAAUUUCAAAUGGAAUGCAAGAUUAAGAACAACUGCUGGUGCAUGCUUCAAUAGACGUUCAGUUAAGAUAAAUGAAAAAUUAGAAUGUGAACGAGUAUCUCGCAUUGAACUUUCUUCUAAAGUAAUUUUAUAAAAAAAAAAAUAUUUUGUUUUUAUAUAAGUUCAGGUUUUUCAAAUUUCAAGUUACAGUUAAAUUUUCGUAAUAUAUUCAUUUUUUAAAAAAAUUGAAAUCAUUUUAAAAUGUUAAAGUGCCCUUAUUUUUGGAGGUGAAACAGCUACCUACUUUGAAAUUUUGAAUUUACUUAAUCUUAUAUAUAUAUUAUUUCUCUAUACUCAUUUUUGAUUAUUGAUCUUUAUCAACUCGUUGAUGAAUUAUUCUAGUUUUAAUUUUAGUUAAGGAAGAUUAAUGGACUUGAAUUUGUAUAUCAUCACUACUCUCCCCCUACCUAAAUUUAAAAGUGAAAUAUCUCAUUAACGAGUUCGUGGAAAUUAAAAAAAACUAAACAAACUUUCUGUCUUUUUAUAGAAUUUUUAAUAUGCAUUUCUAUAAUUUAAAAAUUAUCCUUCAACAUGAAAUUUGAUAAACCUUGCAUAUGUAUGUAACCAGAAAUGUUGAUAUUCCCAGGAAACAAUGGCAAUGCCUAAAAAUCUUUGGAAAUAAUGGUAAAAAUAGUGGAAAUAAUUGACUUUUAACAAUUUUUUUGGAGUUUGUUAAAUAAUGUUAUUGAGCAUUGUGUACCCAUCAAUUUUCGUGUAACAAUUAUGUAUAUUAAGGUAUGGAAUUUCCAUACAGCAAUUAAAGUCCUACAUGGACCGGGCCGUCCAAACUCGAAUUUUAGCAUAAUCCUAGGUUAACAACUAUUCUUGUUUGGAAAAUUGUACUUAAUUAUAAAUUGUGGUUGGGUCGGGCCAGAUUUUCGUGUUUGAUUGGAUUGAGUCAGAUUAACUUUGAACUUCCAUUGGGUUGGAUCAGAUUCACUUUUGAUGGAUUAUGCAGGAUUCUAAUAACUAUUGCAUGGUAUAUUUAUUACAUGAAAUUAAAAGUGUUACUGUUAAAAACACAAUUUAUUUAAUAGUAUUCACUUCUUAGUACUGUACAUUUGGUAUUUAUAUGUUCAGUGUGGUUGGGAAAAAUAAAUUUAAUUGUAAUGCAAAGAAAGAUGAGCAUAGUUUGCACGAAGAGUGGGCCAUUGUUGUAGGUGAAAAUUUGGGUAGAUAUAUAGGGGAAAUUUAAUGUAUACCUGUACCCAAUGAUAAGAUAAUCAUUGCUUACAAAAAAUCAUUCUGAGAGAGUUCGGUUAAUAGUGUUGCUUUGUUAACAAUAUUUUUUUUUUAUAACCUCAAAGUAUGACUUAUAAUGAACUUCCUGUUAAAUUUUCUAGCAUUUCUGUUUUGUCUAACAACUUUAUCCACAGAAUAAAAUACUUACCAUAUAAAAAUUAUGCAAAAAAAUCCUGUAAAAUUAUAAUGUAUGUAAAUAGCUUAAAAAUGGCUACAAUGUUAAACAUUUUACCAUGCCACAUCUAGAAAAAGUAAAUAUACAUUUUCUACCCAAACUUUCAAAUCUCUACAAAUAUUAUUAAUUGAAUCAAAACAAAAAAUUAUAAACACUACAUUUCAUGAAUUUUCCCUUUUUUCUCAUUUAUUGAGAAAAAUUAUAAAAUUAUUUCUCUAAAGUACCACCCCAAUCAAAUAUUCUUUCAGAAAAAGUUCAAUAUUUGACUAUAUAUUUACCAGUAACAUUUCUGGUAGGAAAGUUGUCCUUAAAAAAAAAAAAAAAACAUAAAAUCAAUACAUUCCUCUAUCUGCUCAGAAUCUAAAAUGUUUAAUGAAGCAAUUUCAUAAAUUAUUUUUAUUGAUAAACAUGAUGACACUGAAUCGAUCUUCCUUAAUACAAACAAAAUGUAAGAGAGAAUUUAGAAAUAUUCAUAAGUAUACAUUAUUUUAAUCUACGAUGAAAAGUGCUUAUUUCAAGCCAUAACCCUAUAAUGUCGAUAUACAUUAUUGCAUUAAAAACAAAGAAUUAUUUAACAUCUUUUACUUUACACACAUAGAGACCACCAUCAUUAUGUGAUGGUUGAAAUCAAAUUAAAGUAUUCUAAUAAAAAUAUUAAAAAAAAAGGAAAACUGAGUUUUUGAGAAUUUGUGUCAUCAUAAAUAUAAAAACUGAUAAGAGGUUUUGUUUCUAAACCAAUUUUGUAUUCAGCAUACAACAUAUAUUCACAAAUAGAUUUAGUUGAUAUUAAAUGGCCUGAAAUUGAUCUGUUUUUUUUAAAUAUGUAGUUUUUCUGGGUACUGUGUAACAUUGGCAUAUGGUUCCCUUUUUUUUAUAAGGCAUUAAUUUCUAGCAAUUUGUUUUGAUUUCCUAGAUAUCAACAUUUCCGGUAACAUUUAUGUAUUAAAAUAAAAUUGAGUAUCUAUGUUGAUUUAUUUAUCAUGAAUCAGCUAUUUUUAGAACGAAUCAUUAUAGAAUUGUUUAAGCUUUAUAUUAAAACCAUUUUUAAUUUUUAUUCCAACUUAUGUAUCUUAUACAAGUAUGUAAUUUUAUUUUCAAAUAAAACCCCCCAGUAAAUGUACUGUUUAAAGUUUAGACUGAUUUAGUUGGGAAGGUUAAUAAAUUGAUAAAUCUUCCCUACUCCUCCGAUCUAAACUUUAGGUAAAUUAAAAAUUAGUUAUGCUUAUCAAAAUAUUUGAAAAAAAAAAAUAAAUACACUUUUUAAUGUACAUGAAGUAGGGGCAAAAAAUUAAAAUUGAUUUCAAAAUAAAGCUUAAACGAUUAAAAUCUUAUGAAAAAAUUGCUGGUUCAAGGUAUAAAAUCACUCUAUAAUAAUACUAAUUGCUGGCACUCAAAAAUAAUGUAUGGUAUAAACCAGUGUUUUGAGGAUAAGUCCAAAUGUAUUGCAAAUUAUAUUAUUUAAUGACAAAAAAUGUCAACACAUAUAAGACAAUUUAUUAACAUUAAUAGAUAUUCAAUAUAAUUUUUUUUGAUGAUUAAAAAUAAUUCAUCUGUUAUCGGCAUUUAUCAUUAUCAUUAAUCUGAUUGUAACCCAAAUGAUAGCCAUUGUUCAAUACCUGCUCAUUGCCCACCCUUAAUUUAUCGAUAUUUCUAAUUAUUUUUAUUGUUCUAUGGAUUUAAUAUUGUUUAAUUGAGUGUUGAAUCCAUUUAAUUCUGAUCUGGAAACAACGCAUAUUUUAUUAAUAGAGAAAAAAGAGCUUUUAGAAUUAAAAAACGAUAGCACUGUUCAAAUAGUUUAAUGAGCUUGAGCUAGAUAAUUUUGGAUCAAUAUAAAAAAAGAAAAUUAUUUAAGUUUAUAAAAAUUAGCUUUUACCGUGUGAGGUAGCUCUUUUCACAGUGAAUAAAAAAGGGUAAAAUUAAUUGUCAAAGAGGAGUUAAGAGUUUAAAAUUUCACUAUGUAUGAUUAUGUUAUAUGUAUAAGAAAUAUCAGUCAAAUUUCUUGUUAAAAUAUUAAAUGCUAUUUUAUGUUACAUUUUGUUUUUGUUAUCUUUAAGUUUACACCACCAAUUAAAAUUAAAUAUUACUGAAUUAUUUUUAUUUUUAAAUUGUGUCGCAAAGUAUGAAAUUUUUAAGUGUGUUACUAUAAUACAAAAGCUAAGAAACACUGGUAUAAACUAUAUAUCUGUUAAAUUUGAACUUUUUGCAGAAAAAUUUACAAAAAAAACUAUAAUACCUGCAAAAUAGAUCUGGUUUGAAUAUUAAUAAUAGUUUUGUUUUACAGAUUAUUGAUACUGCAGAAAGAUUAAGAGACACAUUAAUUCAUGAACUUUGCCAUGCUGCUUGCUGGAUAUUUAAUGGUAUUGCUGAAGGUCAUGGUCCAUCAUGGAAAAGCUGGGCAAACAAAGCUAUGGAAAUAUUUCCUGAACUUCCAAUCAUAAAAAGGUGUCAUAGUUAUGAAGUACAAACUAAAUUUACAUAUAAAUGUAAAAAAUGUGGCUAUAGGUAAAUCAUAUUAUUUCUUCUAUUUCUCUGCAUUUAAAAAUAAAAUUGAAGAAAAAAAUAUAAAACUGUAUAAUACAUGAUUGAAAUAUAUUAGAUUAUUGCAUGCAAUAAGCCCUAGCAUUAUCAAAUUAAAUGGAAAACAAAAUGGUAGUGAUUAUAAAUGUGUUAUAUAGUUAUCGUUAAUUAUUAUAUUUAUUCGUAUUUCUAUGAAUAAAGGCCCUUACACUGCCAUUUUUAAUUUGUGUGCGUGAUAAAAUGCUAGAAUGGGGGUACUAGUGCAAUAACCUAAUAUAUUUCAGAAUUCUUAUUCUCUCAUUAAUUAUUUAAUUUUAAAUUUUCAGUUCAUAAAAUUUUAGAUAUUUAUUUAUUUAUUUAUUUCAGUUUCGGACGUCAUUCAAAAUCAUUAAAUUUAGAGAAGAAAAGGUGUGGACAUUGCUAUGGAGAAUUUGAACUUAUUGUAAACAAAAUUAAUUAUAAUUCAGUUUCUAAUAAUAAUUUGCCAGUAGUUUAUACAGAUCCAGUAAAUGAAUUAUAUAAUUUAAAUGAUGUACCACAAAAAUCGAAUCCCUCUAGAAAACCAUCAAAAUUUGCAUUAUUUGUGAAAGAAAACUACAGUAGAGUAAAACGAGAAAAUCCCUUAUCAAAACAUGGUGAAAUAAUGAAAUUACUUGGAGAGAAAUUUGCUACAUCUAAAACCCUAACAUCCGAUGAAAUUUUUGAUAAGUUGCUUGAUAACGAAUUACAAUUGAUAACAUAACUUAUGACUGGUUGGAAAUUAAUUUCUAAUUACAUAAAUCAACAAAAUAAGUUAUUCAUAGGUAUAUUAGUAAUUGAAGAUUAAUAUUAAAUUUAUUUAGCUAAUUAAAUUAUUUAAUAUUUCUAUUAUAUUUUAUUAAUAUAUUCCUUGAUUUUAUAUUAUAAAAUAUAUAAUAAAAUUGUACAUAAUAAAAUCAAUGAUAUGAUCUAAGGGAUAAAUAAAAUAUGGUGUUCACAUAUGUUAGUGACAUAAUGAGACGACUAUAUGACACAAUGUUCUUUGUCUGGUUAUAUAAACUUUACUUUUUAUAAAUAAUACAAGACUUAUUAACAUACAAUUAAUAUUCAAUUAUGAUAUGUAAAAUAAAUAAAUAGUAAUUAUAAAAUUAUUAUAUUGAUAUAUCAAAAUGUAUUUAAUUAUUGUAUACCUUAUAAGAUUACCAAAAUAUUUGGUGACUUGAUCGCUGGUCAAUUGAUUGGCAAAAAAAAAAACCAUUAUUAUUUGUUUUGGUUUAUAUUACAUAAGUAUGGAAAAAAUAUUGGAAAUUAAUAUUGAGGGUUGAGUAUUAGCUAAGUUUCAAGAGCUCAAAAUUUGAUUUCAAAAUAUGUUUUUCUACCUAGAUAACUUAAUAAAGCCAUAGAAUUUUCAAUAAAAGAGUGAACCUUGAUUUUUAAACAAGUUAUUACAAGUGAAUUAUAAUUAAUGAUUAGUAGAAAUAUAAGUAUUUAAAACAUUGAAAUGUGUUAAGCCAUUUUCUUAACCAUAAAC
Cinara cedri is the source of this 13368-nucleotide messenger RNA. Lineage: Eukaryota; Metazoa; Arthropoda; Insecta; Hemiptera; Aphididae. The record is from the annotation of a GenBank genome assembly.